Caenorhabditis auriculariae is the source of this 2905-nucleotide messenger RNA. NCBI's taxonomy places the organism in Eukaryota, Metazoa, Nematoda, Chromadorea, Rhabditida, Rhabditidae. The record is from the annotation of a GenBank genome assembly.
AUGGAAGACGUGGACCUCCACGAGUUUCAUCUGCCGAGAAGACGUCGGGACGAUCGUGAAGUCAGCUUCAACACGACGUCGGUCCAGACGGAGCCGAUUCAGAAAAAAGAUGCCCAGACGGAAGCUGAUGAUCACGUCGACGUCGGCUGUCAGACUGUUCAGCAGCCUGCCGAGAAGCCCGACAACGUCAGGAUCGAUCAGAAGGUUUUCCGAGAGAGUGGGAGAACUGCAGAGACACCAGAGGCAGAUAGUGUUCUCAUUUCUCUGGUCUCUCCAAGCCUUCGUUGAUCUCUGAUCUGGCUGUUUUUGAAGCCGGGCUUCGAACUGCGACAGAUUGGGCGAUAGAAAUGAUGCCAGAAAAGAAGUAACUUCCCUUCUCUGGUGUCUCUAGAGCUGCCACAGGCUCUCUUUCAAAGUUUGAAGAGCUAAGAUUUAUUGAAAGAGAGAGAGUGCGUGCGGAGCUGAAGAGAGGUCAGAGAAAAUAAGAGCAUUCACUUCUCUGCGUCUCUUAAAUGCAUAGUUGUUCUCUCACGUUUCUCCGCUUUUUGCCUAUUUUUCCUACAAUUUUUCACUGGGAAGCUCAUAUUUAAAUACUAUCUUUUUCAGGUCGUUGAUAUGAUCAUCGAAGCGUUGAAUGAGAACGAGAAGAUCAACUUUGAUCGACUUUUGCCUUUCCAUUUGCGGGAAAAUGUCCAUCUCGAACAUGUUGCUUCUUAUAAAAUUGACGAGGUUUGAAUUCGGACCCGAAAGUUACAAUAUCUUGCUCUCAGAUCAAUUUCACCGAAGCAGAAUCGGAUGUGAUUGCCAUGCGAUACGGCACUUCUAGAAGAAGUCUUCUUCUGCUUGGAAGCCGGCAUCACGAGACUUUCUGCUCCCACCAACCACGUCUUCUCAUCUCGACGUCUUCUACAGUUGAAUAGAUGAAAACUCUUGACCCGAAGACUCUCCUCAGCAUUGUAGACGACAACUGUACCCUUGGCCGUGUGUCCGUUCUCCGUCGCCUUUCGGUCGGCCUCACAAUUCGCCGUUGGCGAUUCUUCUGGCCGGUUGACCCUUUUCUCAGGACAGAAUGUUGUUCAGGAAGAGAAGGUCGGUAUACCUCGAUUUGGAACUCUUCGGGUCGCACUUAGAACGGCUCUAUGAGGCUGCGCCGCUCUGAUCUCAACUAUGAUUUCAAAGCCGGUUCAGAGAUUUUCUAAACAUGAGUUUCCCAAUCCGAGUAAGAAUGCACAAAUUGGAAAAAGGGUAUGGCUAACAGUGAGCCUAUACCAGUGCGCGUAAACUGCUUUUGGUCGAGUGCAUCUUUAAAGUAACCGCUUUUGAACCGUUGCACGUUAAAGUCAUUCUCCGUGCGACAUUAUUUCGAACUCGUUCACUUUUCUCUCACUACUAUUUCAGAUACAUAACGGUUGCGUGACUAGCAUCGACUUCUCCACUCAUGGAGUUUUGACUAGUUCCGACGAUGGAGAAUUGAAGCUUUCCCAGUUCACCGCCACAGAGUUGGUAACAAUCAAGGUGAUCAUGAGGUUCCGUUUCAAGGAAAUUCCGAGCUUUCAGACUGUCCGAUUGACGGUUGGCGACUUGCCAAGGAACAUCCGAAAAGCGUCGUCUUCGUCGAAGAACGUGGCCAUCGUCAGCGUUCAGAGGUACAAUUUCGAAGUGGAUUUUUUAGGAAGACAAAAUAGUGAUCACUGCAGGGUCAUUUUUGAUAACCUCUUGAUCCCAAAAAGAGAGAUUAAAGUUUGAGUUCCUCUAAAAAUUAUCGAAUUUCUUUAUCUGUAGUUUCGGAAUUAACGUGAAAAACUACAUCUAGUAAAGUUGGGCUCAUUCAGAAGUCGCACUGCGAUUGGAGACCUUAUAAGAUCAACAGUUGAGAAUGAAUGUACAAUUCGUCGCGUUUGGAAGACCCGGCGUCAAAAAAAACUUUUCUGCGUUAAAAUAAUUGAGUUUUGAGUGGAUUAUAUACACUCUUUUGGUAAAAAAAGCGUUAUCUAUUCAAAGACGAAGGAUUUAUCAAACUUUUGAACACAACUAAAAAGAAUUAUUGGCGAGAAAGUGUAUACGGGAAUACCAAAGACUUCAAUUGCACGGUUCGUUUCGUACUUUGAAGUCUGCAACUUUUUUUGAGGAAAAAAGUCCUUCUUUCGUUUAGAAGCGCUUCUGAGGCCGUGGUCGCCACCGAAACUGGCGGAUUGUGGAUCGCGCGGCUGCCGUUGCUCACUCUUCGAUCCGUGGCUUUGCCCGCGCAGCCGAUCCAUUCCGUCCUUUUCCAGUCGCCCUACAUAGCCGUCUGCGCUCAGGGCCAGCCCGUUGUCAUCCUCACAGCCGAGAGUUUCGUCGAACAGCUUCCAAUUUCUGCUACCAUCUCAACUAGGUAAGGAUUUUUUGUUUAACGGCUCACUGAGCGGCGCGAAGGUCGAUUUGACCAAAAAAGGCUCAAUUUUCGGACUUUUUCUGAACUUUGUUCUCUGUCGUAGAUUUUCCUGACAGAUUCAAUUUUCAGUGAAAAACUUGAUGAGAUUAAAGAUCUGCUUUGGAAUUUUUGAGUAUAACUGAAAAAAAAUACGUGAUAAGGUUGAGGUGAACUUCAGUAUUUUCUAAAGUUCUUGCUGGAUAUUUCAAAAAGCAUAGACGAUCUUCAUAGAGUUCUUGAGGCGAAUUGUUAUUUAAGGCGCUUUUCCGUUUCGAAUGAUUUUUAUAAAGUCUACUUCUUAUCCGUUUCAGAUGCGGCUCGCACUUUGUGUUCAGCGACAGCAAACGGAUCGUCAUCUGGUCGUGUGCCUCGGCCAAGAUUUGCUACGACGCCAACUUGCCGUGCACGGCGAUGACGUCAUUCCCACCUGAUACACUUGUGUACCUCGACGAUUCGCAUAACUUGACGACGUUGCUCAUCACGUAUUAUUAG